AUUCAUAGCAAUCCAGGAAUUUAAUCACCUAAUUUAAAACAGAACAAAAAUAUAUUUUUUUUAAAUCACCAGUUACCGGAACAGGGGUCAUGUGUUGCUACAGCGACGCGUGCGUCGUAACCUGAAGCAAAUUACCUAACUGAGCCUGUUCCUAAAAUCGUCAAUUUUUUUUCCUGAAAGUUGAAUUAGUGAACUUUCUUCAUGGCACACAAAAAGGGCUCAAUAAUGUCGGAGAGAGUAAAAUUUAGAAGAUAUCUUGAACAAAGUGGGCUCCUUGACGCCUUGACAAACGCAAUGACAGCACUCUACAGUGAUUCUGAUAAACCUGAAAAUGCCAUGGCUUUUUUGAAGCGUCACAUCAUGGCACAGGAGUCUGAGGCUCUUGCCACUCAAAAAGCUGAGCUGCAACAAAAGUAUCAGCUUCUCAUGGAAGAGAACCAGACCCUGAGGAGGAAGCUGACGCAGUAUGAGCCAUCACCUGAAGCUGCCGAGUAGAAGGGAUGCGUUCCUUUAUUGCAUAAACAAAAAAGUACAGUAGAGAUGAAAUCGUUUUUUAACCCAUGAAAAGAGAGCGAGAUGACUUUUUUUUGUUGGAUGGUUUGCCAUAAGAUUUUUGUCGUAGCUCAAGAAAGCUUAGCAAACACUGUUUCAUGUGACGGUUUACAAAUUUUCACUUUAAUGGUUUUAUUGACUAAUAAUUCAUUUCAGAUGUUGUUGAUCGCACUUGAAACUUCCGUAAGGUUCCGGCAAAAGAACAUUAAAAAAAAUAAGUU
Hippocampus comes (tiger tail seahorse) is the source of this 773-nucleotide messenger RNA. RefSeq names its product C-Myc-binding protein-like. The coding region runs from base 202 to 495 and encodes 97 amino acids. The record is from RefSeq and is a predicted model, not a curated record. Gene Ontology annotation, biological process: regulation of DNA-templated transcription. Gene Ontology annotation, molecular function: transcription coactivator activity. NCBI's taxonomy places the organism in Eukaryota, Metazoa, Chordata, Actinopteri, Syngnathiformes, Syngnathidae. The transcript has 5 exons. Gene Ontology annotation, cellular component: nucleus.